Molecule: messenger RNA, 4029 nt
Organism: Pelagomonas calceolata
Lineage: Eukaryota; Pelagophyceae; Pelagomonadales; Pelagomonadaceae
Source: the annotation of a GenBank genome assembly
CCGGUACUUACAAUUUACAAAAUUUAAUCAUAUGCUGCGUGUGCUGCGGCCGUUAUCGAGGCCGUUCAAAUUUGAGCAGGCGUGGUUGUAAUUGGUCUCGCCAUGCCGGAAAUCCCCGAUUUGCAGCACUACCUUGGAGAUCUGGAGAGUAAAGACAAGGCUUCGCGAAUUCGUACGCUCAGUCUACUGAAAGACAAGCUGACUUUAGCACCGGGAUCAUCGGAUGUUGGCGAUCACUCUAUGAAUUAUAAUCUGAUAGACGCUCUGGCUAAUAGGCUCGUCAAUGAUCCUGCAGAACGAUGCAGAGAGCUUUCGCUUACCAUCAUAGCCGAGUGUCUCCGUGACAUGGACCCCGCAAAAAUCGUGAGGUCAGCUCGCUGCAUAGUCCCGGCAGCUGCUGAGAGAUUCGGAAGCCAGCCGUUCAGAGAACCAGUAGAAGAGCUUAGGCUGAAGUGCGCACGCAUGGUUAGUUUCUUCGCUUUGAUUGCCUAUUUCUAGGCUCAUUGAGACAUGCACUAAAAUUUUGCAUCAAGCUGCCUCCGAGCUUAGUUAUGAACGUAGCCACCCGAUCACGGACAUUUUGGCAUUUUCCCUUGUUUCCGCUCUGACAGACAGAUUCCCGGAGGGUAAACGAGCCGCUGCGACCGCGAUCAGCAACUUGUGCCGCAUUGCCCCCUGGAGCAUUAAUCUUCAUUUUGUAGCCUUGAUGAUUGAACUUAGUACAAACCUGUCACAUCAACACGUGGGUCAUGCAAAUGAGUUGUUUUGAAAAAGGCCUGCCUGGCUUUAGGCAAAGACGCGUCUUCUAACUCUCGAUGCCAUUGUGGAUGCCUACUUGACUGUGUCGCAGCAUUUGCUCCACAGCAAGACUCUUACUGCUCUUUUUAGGUCACAUGUGUUUCGACCAUUUGCAAUGCGCUCCCACAUGUGUUUCGCCAGGUGCUUGGCUUUUUUUUUAAAAUUACAUUGCUGAUGUUCGCAUUGGCAGAUUGUCCUGCCGAAACUCGGGCGUAUUUGCAUGGAUCGAUCCAAAAAAGCUCAGGCCCGUGUAGAGUUAGAAUGGACCCUUGUUUACUUUAUGCCAAUGCUCAGGUGCGAGUGUGCUUUGCUCGCUCCCUGGGUGUCUGGCUAGUGCGAGGACUUGACUGCAUUACAGUGGCGGAAGAAGCGAUUGGGAAAUCCCCAGGGGCGCUAGUAAACGCCGGUGUAUCCACAAAACUCGCCCCUGCCUAUUAGCAAUACUCGCAUAGCAUGAAUUUGCCUCUGACUUGCUCGCUUUUCUCUUCAUGCUCCUCUCAGACGAAUCUCGGGAAGUUGCAGCAAGGGCAGUUUCUGAGUUGAAUGUCCCUCCUGUGCGGGGAUUGCUACCUUGUUCUCCAUUGCGAUAUUUCUUAGGCAGUAGGCAUACAUUGGCAACUAGCCACCUCCAAAAGUAUAUCAAAGUGGUGCGUUGCGGAACUUCCCCUGCCGUGUGUUCCCUCUGUUCUGCCCCGUGAUUUUGCCUGCAAUGCUGCAUAUUUGGUAUCCAGUGCUGCUACAACGCUUGUUACACUCCACUUUCAACCUAUCUUGAAUAUCCAGCUCGCCUGGUUGAGUUGUUGGAUGCCGCCGAUGCGUCUGAAACAGUGUGCAUGUCACAUGUUCCACUUGGGCAUUGUACCAAAACCCAAUUUACAGGGGCUCAUAAUCUUCACGCUCUCGCAUCAUUGAUUAUAACGUCAGGGGCUGCUGUUACCAGUUCUGUGCUUUUCUAUGAUAGCAGGCACCAGAAUAAAUUGUAGGUCAAUAGUUCAUUUCAAGUUGGGAAGCUGAUUCAAACCUAUGGUGAGUUGUCUACCCGGGUAUAUGAUAUGUUAGCGCUUCAGCUCUAGGCAACUGGAUUAGUGAUAAUGAUGAAGGCGUCCAGGGCGGCUCUCGGGCAGCCAUUCGGGCAUUGGGUGCGGUUCUGAUUGAUCAUUCUCCAGCACUCCGUAUACUGCUUGACUUUGGAACGCCCCCCUUGGCAGGUGCAGACGAUUAAAUAUCUUACCCCGUGCUGACUUCGAACCCAUAGCCGUCAGAAAUGAUAGCUUGGUCAAUGUAAUCUUGGAACAUUUAAGUGAGAUGAUGACGCUUAUUACUGAUAAACUCUUUUUCCAACAGGGAGGGUGAGUGCUCGGCGGAUAGCCUCUUCUGCAACAACAAUGGUCACCUUAUUCUGCCACUUGGCAGAGGUCUCUGCUGAACAGCGAGCAUCAUGCCCCAUGCCGUUCAACGCUGAUGCUGCAGAUAUUUGCCUUUGCUACGCCGUGCGGAACCUCCUCCGUCAGUACAUCUACAAAUGGGGUUUGUUUCACCAUGCUGUCGCAGGUUUACGGCUUGAGUUAGAUGAGCUCUCACUUGCAAAACUCAUGCGUAGUCUGCUCCUCCUACCAUCAUUCACUAAUGCGUUCUUACCAACUUACACGCAAGCAAGCCCAAGUUCCAACUACAUGGUGAACCAGAGCCUAGUCAUCCUCCUGGCGCAUUUUGGUCAAUCUUCUCGAGCUGAUUUUGUUCAGAUUUCUUUUGAUGCUGUUAUUGGCUUGCUUCCAAAACCAAAUCCAUGCUAUGAGAUCCACACUGUGUCAUGGCUCCUUUUAAGUGCGCUGGUACAUAUUUGUCCAGGAGCUGUCGCCUCUGUCUUUGACACCGUCCUAGCUCCAAUCCUUUUGGUGCAUGUGCACCCAUGCUCUAAUCCAAAUCCAGAAGCGCGAAUCAAGGCAUUAAGGUAAGGCCCCAAGACUAUUGCAUAAAGCCUCAAGAAUACUUUUAGCCUCCUACACACUUUGAUGUGCGCAUUGGAUGCGCAAGGGAAGUUUAGCGAAUUUACCAUCGCAACGUUGAUCGAAAGUAUGUUUCAAAAAGAACACAACACACCCGUGCUUUUAACUCGUGCCUUUGAAAUAGGUGCUGUGCUUCCUAAUCUAGUUUGGUAUACUGGUCGCACCGCAAACUCAACGCGCAACCUGCACAGUCACCUAGGGUGAAAGCCAAGAUAUAUUUUCUAAAUUUAGGUAAAGCUGCACUUGCUGUGCUACACGGAGUGCUCCAUAGUGCCCUCACCCCCUCAACGGGACUAUCAAUGGAGCAAACCGGGAUUCAACCCAUUUUGAGAUUACUGCCUGUUCUUGGAACAAGCUUGGAUGAGUACGACACUUCAUCGCGAGAGAUUUCCUUGAGGUGCGUUUACAUCUUACUUAGCAGAUUUCAGCUUCAAUCUGAACUUGCCUUCCCUCGGCCCUGCAUCUGGACAGUUGCCUUACCACCUUGCUUAAUUGCCUCCCACCAACCAGUCUUCAGCUUAACAGCGUUUUGGAAUUAUAUCCUGCUAUCGUGAAACGCCUCGAUGAUUCGCUAGAUGACAUUAGAUUGGAAGCCUGCGCCACAUUUUCUGCGUAUGUAAAGUGUAUAUCUCCCGUUAUUGCUCUUAUUCUCUUAUUCUGCAGAUUUGCCAGGGUGACACCGCCAAACGCGCUAACAGAGACAAUCCUUGAAUACUGUAUUGAACACUUUCUAGUUCAUCUCGAUGAUGCAAAUGUAAAUGUUCAGAGCGCAGUCUUCCAGGCUCUUCUGACUAUUGGAAGCGUGGGGCCCUUGGCCAAAGUCAUGCUCUCGAGGAAAGUCAGUGAAAUUAGUUUCUCCCAUCGCGAUCCGGCCCUCGCUAUUCGACUUCUGAAUGUGCUUAAUCUAAGCUAACGAGGAGCAUGCUUAAUCCACGCACGCACUCGAGACCAUGCACGUGCCUGUCGCGUUUAGACCACUCCUCCCGAUAAGGACGUAAUCGAGAUUUGAACUCAAUUCCAAUUGUCCGGCAGCCUCCAUGAAUCCGAAACAAAAAGAAACAAAAAGUCCUGCGAAGUUCAACGUAAAGUUGAAGUAGAGGCAGGAGGGUAAAUUUAGCAAAACCCGCCAUCUAGUGUUCUAGAGCGCCCAAAAGCCACAGGGUUAAACGCGCGAAAUUAGGCAAAAUGUGGUUCCGGCAGGCCUCGGCCUGUGUCUUGGGGGGCC